CGUACAGAUCCAGUACUGAGGAUACCUAGGUACACAGAACUUGCGACAAUUACUCCUUUUCUGGUUCCCUUCCUCGACUAGUGUCAAUCUCGACAUGAUAGCGUGAGAGACAAGAGGCACAUCCGCAGUCAUGGUACAGCUUACGGUAACGCCUUCCAUCGCCGCCGGUCUGCAGAGGCUGGUUGAGGUGAGAUCGCGCCGGGACAAGACGGACGCAUCGAAGACGGGCAUAGCAGCGCAGGAAUCGACGUCGGAUGGGUCAGCCACUUCUGUAGCAACGCCCGACGCAGAAGAACCGACUCUCAAACCCCGGGUCGUCGGGGACCCCAUCACACAUAGCCAGGUUCUCCAUCUGUGGAGGGACCUGAAGAGCGAGGGCAUUGAUGGAUUCAGCUUGGAGGGUCUGCUCCGAGGCGCCAACGUGUACAUUCCUCCGCCGCCUCCGAAGCCAGAGCCUUCUGCCGAGUACAAAGCCUUGAUGGCCCGCCUGCGACGCGAAGAAGAGGAACGAACAUACCAACGCAUGAUGAAGCAGCCGUCCCGGACCGACAAUUUUUCUCAGCAGGUCCCCGGCGCCGCUUCGAGAGCGCACGCAUUUGCCGAAGUGAACCGUCCCAUGCGCGAGGCCGACAACGGCGAUGACGAGGUUACGCUCGGCGAUGUGCAAAAACAGGUCAUGGUCAUUUUCAACUUCCUCGUCAGCAUCGUCGGCGUUGCCGCGACGAUAUGGAUCGCUUCCCGCUGGUGGACAGUCACGGCGCGCAUCUUCCUGACCCUCGCUGGCUCCAUCCUUGUGCUUGUCGCAGAGGUCGCCGUUUACUCGGGAUACGUGUGGAGGAUGACAGAGGCCAAGGCAAGCCGUAAGGAGCCGGAAGAGAUCAAGGAAGUGAUGCAGACAUGGGUCUUGGGUGAGGACGGUAGCGGCGGCAAGUCGGGAGAGGACGCAACGGUGCUACUCGACACCAAGACACCAGACACAGACGAGGGAAUACGGCGACGACUGAAGGGCAUGUCGUAGUUUGAUGCAACAAAAUACAACGAGCAUCACGAGUUCAAGACACCGAAUGCUGCGAGUGUACUGGCUCGCGUCGCAUCGGAGCUCACCCGUCCGGUCCAAAGCUGCAGCGACA
Molecule: messenger RNA, 1130 nt
Organism: Colletotrichum navitas
Lineage: Eukaryota; Fungi; Ascomycota; Sordariomycetes; Glomerellales; Glomerellaceae
Product: endoplasmic reticulum-based factor for assembly of V-ATPase-domain-containing protein
Exons: 2
Coding region: 131-1018 (295 amino acids)
Biological process (GO): vacuolar proton-transporting V-type ATPase complex assembly
Cellular component (GO): endomembrane system
Source: RefSeq, a predicted model, not a curated record